This is a messenger RNA of Parastagonospora nodorum SN15, 198 nucleotides long. RefSeq lists its product as hypothetical. The transcript is spliced from 2 exons. The record is from RefSeq and is a predicted model, not a curated record. Lineage: Eukaryota; Fungi; Ascomycota; Dothideomycetes; Pleosporales; Phaeosphaeriaceae. The coding region runs from base 1 to 198 and encodes 65 amino acids.
AUGAGCCCGAUUAAGGCUGCGAUCGAAGCAAUCAAGUCGCUUGAACCAGGACAACAAUUCAGCUAUCGCAAAAUUGCAAUUCAGUACGAGUCCCAGCCGCUGCUGUUUAAUGGCAAGCUUCUGGACGAGGAUUACGGCGAUGGAAUGGACGAUGUUAAGGCAUCUAAGAAAUUGGCAGGACUGCGCACAGCUACGUGA